ACUAUUGAAUACAUUAUACACUUGACUUCAAAUUUAUAUGUUUCUUCACCGACUUCUACAAAUCUAAAAUUUACAUGCAUACUUAGUAACAACAAUGAAAUAUUACAAUGGUACAUAAUGCUGAUAUUAGAACUUUAUCUCGUUUCAGGUGAUCUCCCUGGUCAUAAUCAGUAAAAGUGAUAUAACUCUAAUUUUCUUAAAACUUUUUGUUGGAUUUUUUUUGUCCCUAUUUUAAUCGCGCCUCGGAGCUCACAAAUUUGGUGUUGUGUAAGAGUCAUACUAUUCUUUGCAUAUUCAUAAUUUCACAUAUUGAACUUUUUAGUAUGAACUCCAAUAGAUUUUAUAAAUAACAAGUCCAAAAUUUAACUAAAAACUUAGUAUCUGUAGACAUGAAUUUUAUAAAUGCUAUCAAAUUUAUAACCAUAGCUAGGUAUCAUAAAAUAUAAAUAAUUAACUUUAAAUAAGUGAUUAGAUAGCCCUUCGUAAAUAUACAAUUCUACAGAAUUGCAACUUUAAUUGAGUUGAUUUACAAUAACAACCCUUAUUUAUUUGCUAAGUUAUGUCAUUGUGGCUAAGUCAUUAUCCGUUGAAUGAGAAAAUAGUGAAUGAUAAAUUCCAAAAUAUUUUGUUACCAUGGACGCGCUGCAAGAUAGUUAAAAGCUAUCCAUAACCCCACAAAUUAGGAAAGGUUAAGGAUUUACAGCAGGCGAGAGAGAAACGGCCCGACUUGGUUAAACAUCCUAAUUAAUUCCUCCGCGUACGCCUAAUUUUAAGCUUUUUUUCCUUUUUAAAAUUCUACUAAUUAAUAUUUCUUGAUUAUCUUUCCCUAAUCCCAUAAGAUUAAAUAUUCGUGUUAAUCCAUAUAGUAUAUCUUAUCGAUUCCGUUUCGAUAAAUUAAAUCCUCUUCUGCUUCGUUGUGAGUGCGUGUCUAAGAGAACAAAAGUUCGCGUAACGUUCAUCCUUCAACUUCACCAGAAGAAAAUUCAUUUGCUUAUCCAUGUCUACAGGAAAAAGACAUUAAAUGUCACAGAUUCUCAGUAAUAUCUCAGAGACCAUCCCUUCCAUGACGCCAUCACCUUCACUUAGCUGUCUCCCUAUUUAAAUUCUCUCCAUGCAACUCUAACAUCUCAUUAAAACAAAAUAAAAUAAAAACAAAACCCACCAAAAAUCAUUUUUUCUGGGUUUUGUAUUUAAUUUAUUUAAAAUCUAGAAAUAUGGAGAGAGCCUCUUCUUCCUCCUCCAAGUCAUCAUCCUCCAUGGGUUCUUCUUCUUCUGAUCAAACCUCACAUUUUGUGACGUCAUCCAUGCUUUCCCGAACGUCAUCAUCUUCUUCCUCCGCCUUUGGAGACUACAUAGGAACGGAGAGCUGCUUCGACAUCCUCGAAGAAAACGACGUCGUCUCUGCCCCCACCAAGCCUUCGAACCGCUAUCGUUACGGAGGAAGGAGGAGAGAGGAAAGAGAAGCUAGAGCUGCGGCGGCGCGUGAAUUUCCUCCACCGAUACCUUUGCUUGCUCAGACGGAGAAUCUCCUUCCCCACAUGCCGUGGGUUCUGAAGCGUGUGGUGACGAGCGACGGGAGGCUUAUUCUGAGAGAAGAGAAGGUUCGUCAUCACGAGUAUUUUCGUGCGCAUAGAGCCAAUGGCCGUCUCACUCUCGACCUUGUUCCACUAGACGACGACGUAUUGGACCUUCCCCAAGAGCCCUCUCAUUACCAAUCUGACGAAGAUGAUCAUAAUGAUGAUUAUGAUGAGCAUGAGUGUGAUGAUGAUGAUGAUGAUGUUGAUGAUCAUCAUCACGAGGUGGGUGAUGACUUGGAUGAUCUGGCGGAUAAUGUUGAUAAGAGUGUUAUUAUUACGGCAUCUGAUGAUGAUGAUGGUGUUAUCCAUAACUAUGAUGAGGAUAAGUGCAAUGUGCAUGGUGGUAUUAAAGAUGGAUAUAGGAAGACUAUACUGGAGGUGGCGGCGGCUGAGGAGACGGUGGUGGAAAGCGGAGGGAUGGUGGGAGGAGGAGGAUCGCCGAGGGGAAAGUGUAUGAAGUCUUGUUUUGUUGGUAUGACAGUUCGAGAGAUCAGACCAGUCCUUAGUUGAUUAAAAUUGUUACUUAAUUAGUCCUUAUUAAUUAGCUAAGAAAUAUUACUAUUACAGGUUAAAGAAACUACCGGCUUAUAAUAUGAAUAUCAGAGUUCUUUUUUACAAAGUACUAUUGUUUUCUUGUUUUGUAAUUUCAGAAUG
This is a messenger RNA of Brassica napus (rape), 2231 nucleotides long. RefSeq lists its product as uncharacterized. Lineage: Eukaryota; Viridiplantae; Streptophyta; Magnoliopsida; Brassicales; Brassicaceae. The transcript has 2 exons. The coding region runs from base 1215 to 2087 and encodes 290 amino acids. The record is from RefSeq and is a predicted model, not a curated record.